Funneliformis caledonium is the source of this 615-nucleotide messenger RNA. NCBI's taxonomy places the organism in Eukaryota, Fungi, Glomeromycota, Glomeromycetes, Glomerales, Glomeraceae. The record is from the annotation of a GenBank genome assembly.
AUGGAUUGUACCGGUUCUAUGGCAUGCCAUAUUGAUGCUGCUAAGAACUGUAUCCUUAAUGUGGCAAAAUACAUGGAAGAUAUGAAACCGAGUAUUAAAAUUCGUGUCGGUUUCUGUGGCUAUCGCGACUACUGCGAUGGUGCUGACCGCCUGCUGAUUUUCCCCUUCACUGACUCAUGCAUGAAUUUAGAAAAUGACUUAUCUACUGUUUUAGCCAUGGGUGGUGGAGAUAUCCCUGAAGACGUCCUAGGAGGUCUUGAUGCAGCCGUAAACCAAAUGACCUGGCAAAAUAAAAUCCGCGUUCUUUUCCACGUCGGUGACGCUCCACCACAUGGUCGUCGUUUCACUAGCAUGACUGAAGAUUAUCCGGAAGGCGACCCAAAUCAUCUAACUGCAGAAAAUGUACUAGAGAAAAUGCAAUCGGAAAACAUCUUCUACUUUUUUGGUAAGAUCAAUAACCUUACCGAAAAGAUGGUUAAUAUAUUCCAUAGUAUAAUUGGAGAUUUUUCAGUGUUUGAUCUCGAGAUCGUAGAAGGAAACCCGGAAGCAUUGAUCUCCAAAUUUUUUGAAGCUACUUGUUCAGCGAUCAACACUGCUGUUUCAUUGAGGGAGUAG